This is a messenger RNA of Aspergillus tubingensis, 1779 nucleotides long. Its product is annotated as transcription factor domain-containing protein. Lineage: Eukaryota; Fungi; Ascomycota; Eurotiomycetes; Eurotiales; Aspergillaceae. Gene Ontology annotation, biological process: regulation of DNA-templated transcription; DNA-templated transcription. Bases 1 to 1779 code for a protein of 592 amino acids. Gene Ontology annotation, molecular function: zinc ion binding; DNA binding; DNA-binding transcription factor activity, RNA polymerase II-specific. The transcript has 7 exons. The record is from RefSeq and is a predicted model, not a curated record.
AUGGAAGCCAUUGGACAAGGGGGUGCUAUACCCAGGCUGCAACUCUCGUCUCAAGUGUGCGAUCGUUGCCGCAUAAAGAAGAUCCGUUGUGACGGAUUACUCCCAUCGUGUAGCAACUGUAGAACCGCUGGAGCUUCCUGUGUCACAUCUAAGCAACUCAAAAGACGAACGCGGCCCAGAAGGCACCUUGAGCAACAAGAAAGGUUGCUCGAUGAGCUCAGGAUCCAAAAUCAGAAUCUGCAGCGCGAAAUUCGGCAACUACGUGCUAGCCAUUCCACAACUGUUGACAAAUCAGUAUGGAACGACACUGCACCUGGAUUCCAAGCCCACGGUUAUACAGAACUGCAAGUUGCAGUACUCAUGAAGAAGCAGUUUCUUUCCGCCUUCCACCGGAUCUUCGAUCGUGUUGAGGCCCACGACCCUAAUCUCUCACCGUCUGACUAUAUUAUUCUGAGGCAAAUAUUUCUUGUCCUCUCAAUUACCGCAUGGAAAAGUCGAUCGCCCACAGAGUGCAACACUUACUACCUUAAUACCCUGGAAUGUGCUCGGUUAACGACUGCACCUGAAAACGAGGACCUUCCAGGGCUGCAGUCCCAUCUUUUAACUUGUCUAUAUCUUCAACUUACCCGGAAGCACGAUGAGUGGACACAAACAUGCGGACAGGUUGUUCGACUUGCGCAAUCUCUAGGACUCCAUCGACAUUCCCGACGCUUCCAAUUUUGUUCUGGGGAGAUGGAGUUAAGAAAACGCAUAUGGUGGUGCGUUUACGCUGUAGACGUUGCCUGCAGCAUAGUACACGGUCUGCCGAAAAUGAUCCAAGACGAUGAUGUGGAUACCGACCUACCUGUUGACACGGAUCUGGACGAUGUGGCUGCGACUGACAUACCGCUCCCCCUUCCGGGAGAGACAACAAGCAUGGCUACAUUCAUCCUCUACGUGAAAUUGCUCAGAAUAUUCUCCAGCUGCCUCAAGUCGCUAUAUACUACUACCAAACGACGAAACGGUGUCGCCAAAAUCACAGCACUGGAUCACGAGCUAUCAGUGUGGCGCCACAGCGUAGUCCAGUUCCAAGGCAAUGAGAUGAAAGACCAUGACGAUGGUCUACCGGACACUCUUCAUAUGAACUCAGCAGAUCAGUCGUUCGAGACACUGUUUCUACACUUCUUAGGAAACGUGGCUGUUGUCUUGAUUCACCAGCCAGCAUUGACAUUCGACCCGAAGCACCCUCAAUUCACGAAGAGCCUGUCGAGGUGCGUUCGUGCAGCACUCAAUAUACUCAGUAUGUUGGGAAGCAGUCAUGAUAACCAAAGACUUCACUGUCUGUUCCCGAACAAGUCAUCCAUAGUCUUCCAGUCGGCGCUGCUGUGCUUCUAUCAUCAAUGGAUGUGCAUGGCGUCUUCAUUAACGCCAAGCCACAAUCUUGAUCCCUUGAUGGGCAAAAUAGUAGAUACUGCCCUCAAGCUUCUCGAUAUGCACAAGACGGAACUAGUUACUCCGAAUACCGGUUCAAACACGACUAUUGACGUUCAGACGGUCUCAGCUGCUCAAGACCUUGUUCGGUUGUUUUCGAGUCGCAUAGAGCAUGCAGGAGAUGCGCCCGUGUCGGCUGUACCGGCUUCUUCGAUGGCUCAAACCUCUCCCUCAUCAUUCAUCUUCACACCUCCAGCUGGCCUGGGUAGUCAUGAACCACUGAACUUUGAACGAGAGUCACAAAUGGCAACAAUUCCUCUUGACUUUGGAAUACUGGAAGACGGCAUUCUCGACAACGAAUGGCUUUAA